Molecule: messenger RNA, 3160 nt
Organism: Sinocyclocheilus grahami
Lineage: Eukaryota; Metazoa; Chordata; Actinopteri; Cypriniformes; Cyprinidae
Product: cytochrome P450 1A1-like
Exons: 10
Biological process (GO): hormone biosynthetic process; progesterone metabolic process
Molecular function (GO): iron ion binding; oxidoreductase activity, acting on paired donors, with incorporation or reduction of molecular oxygen, reduced flavin or flavoprotein as one donor, and incorporation of one atom of oxygen; steroid 17-alpha-monooxygenase activity
Source: RefSeq, a predicted model, not a curated record
UCCUCUGGAGCUAAUUAACUCUGAAUAGACAGAUUCAGCUGAGAAGAGGAGAAAUAUUCGUCCGAUCGCUCUGGCAGGUAACCUGUUCAGUGUCUGCAAGAGCAAAGAUUGUUGAGGGAAACAGAGCAGAUAGCCAUGCCUCUUACGGUUCUUCCCAUGUUGGGCCCGAUUUCUGUGUCUGAGAGCCUCGUGGCCAUCAUCACGAUAUGUGUGGUGUAUCUGCUGAUGCGCCUCAUGCGUACUAAGAUCCCUGAAGGGCUCCAGAAGCUGCCGGGACCGAAGCCUCUUCCCAUUAUCGGAAAUGUUCUGGAAGUGGGAAACAACCCACAUCUGAGCCUGACCGCUAUGAGUAAGUGCUACGGCCCCGUCUUCCAGAUCCAGAUGGGCAUGCGUCCCGUUGUAGUACUCAGCGGAAACGACGUGAUCCGUCAAGCUCUCAUCAAACAAGGUGAGGAGUUCGCCGGACGUCCGGAUCUCUAUAGCAGUAAGUUCAUCAGCGACGGAAAGAGCCUGGCCUUUAGUACGGAUCAGGUGGGUGUCUGGCGCGCCCGUCGCAAGCUGGCCCUCAGCGCCCUGCGAACAUUUUCCACGGUGCAAGGCGAAAGCUCAGAGUAUUCAUGUGCCCUUGAGGAGCACAUCAGCAAGGAAGGUCUCUAUCUGAUUGAAAGGCUUCACAACGUCAUGAAGGCCGACGGGUGCUUCGAUCCCUUCCGGCACAUCGUGGUGUCUGUGGCCAACGUGAUCUGCGGGAUUUGCUUCGGCCGGCGCUACAACCACGAUGACGACGAGCUGGUGAGCUUGGUCAACCUGAGCGACGAGUUCGGGAAGAUCGUGGGAAGUGGCAAUCCUGCGGAUUUCAUCCCUUUCUUGCGUAUCCUGCCCAGCACAACGAUGAAGAAGUUCUUGGACAUCAACGAUCGCUUCAGCAAGUUGGUGAAGAAGAUCGUCAGUGAACAUUACAACACCUUCGACAAGGAUAACAUCCGAGACAUCACCGAUUCACUCAUCAACCACUGCGAAGACCGGAAACUGGAUGAGAACUCAAACGUCCAAGUGUCCGAUGAGAAGAUCGUCGGAAUCGUCAAUGAUCUCUUCGGAGCUGGUUUCGACACUAUCAGUACAGCUCUGUCUUGGGGUGUCGUCUAUCUAGUGGCCUACCCUGAGAUCCAGGAGCGACUGCAAAGAGAGCUGAAGGAAAAGAUCGGAACGGACCGUACGCCACUCUUGUCGGACAGAACGGACUUGCCGCUUCUCGAGGCCUUCAUUCUGGAGAUCUUCCGUCAUUCGUCCUUCCUUCCUUUCACCAUUCCUCACUGUACGUCUAAAGACACGUCGCUCAAUGGAUAUUUCAUUCCCAAAGACACCUGUGUGUUUGUAAACCAGUGGCAAGUCAACCAUGACCCAGAACUGUGGAAGGACCCUUCGAGCUUCAACCCUGACCGAUUCCUCACCGCAGACGGUACGGACCUGAAUAAGAUGGAAGGAGAGAAGGUGUUGGUUUUUGGGCUUGGGAAGCGGCGCUGCAUUGGAGAGUCCAUUGGACGUGCCGAGGUCUUCCUGUUCCUGGCCAUCCUUCUCCAGAGGUUAAAGUUCAGCGGGAUGCCAGGAGAAAUGCUGGAUAUGACACCAGAGUACGGGCUGACCAUGAAACACAAGCGCUGUAUGCUGCACGUCACGCCGCAACCCGGCUUCGAAAUCCCUGGCUCCGUGGAGUAAUCUGAACAAAAAACGACAUUGCAGUUUGAGUUGAGAUCCUCGCCAUCCGACACUAUCAGUACAGCUCUGUCUUGGGGUGUCGUCUAUCUAGUGGCCUACCCUGAGAUCCAGGAGCGACUGCAAAGAGAGCUGAAGGAAAAGAUCGGAACGGACCGUACGCCACUCUUGUCGGACAGAACGGACUUGCCGCUUCUCGAGGCCUUCAUUCUGGAGAUCUUCCGUCAUUCGUCCUUCCUUCCUUUCACCAUUCCUCACUGUACGUCUAAAGACACGUCGCUCAAUGGAUAUUUCAUUCCCAAAGACACCUGUGUGUUUGUAAACCAGUGGCAAGUCAACCAUGACCCAGAACUGUGGAAGGACCCUUCGAGCUUCAACCCUGACCGAUUCCUCACCGCAGACGGUACGGACCUGAAUAAGAUGGAAGGAGAGAAGGUGUUGGUUUUUGGGCUUGGGAAGCGGCGCUGCAUUGGAGAGUCCAUCGGACGUGCCGAGGUCUUCCUGUUCCUGGCCAUCCUUCUCCAGAGGUUAAAGUUCAGCGGGAUGCCAGGAGAAAUGCUGGAUAUGACACCAGAGUACGGGCUGACCAUGAAACACAAGCGCUGUAUGCUGCGCGUCACGCCGCAACCCGGCUUCGAAAUCCCUGGCUCCGUGGAGUAAUCUGAACAAAAAACGACAUUGCAGUUUGAGUUGAGAUCCUCGCCAUCGGCUCGCAAUGCCAAAUAUUUGAAAGAUGUUUGACUGCGAUGCAGGUCAAAGCAUCCGGUGCCUUUUACUGCAGUAAUGCUGGAUAACCCAGAGUGUGCAUGUGGCUUUAUCACCUUUAUCAUGUACAUACAUCUAUGUUUUCAUAUGCACAUGCACGUAUGCAUGGGUUUGUCCUUUCAAAACUCGAAUGCUGAUGCUGAUAACAUAUUUGUGCUUCCAAAUAUAGUGCACAGAUAACACUGAGUGCCUGUCGCAGCUCAUGCGCCUUAUGCUGCUUUAGUGCGAGUCUGUCUGACGAAUGCCUUCUAUAGUCAUAAGCUUAAUGCAGAUUCCUCAGAUCUGCUGGACUACAUACACUGAAGCUAUUUUCUGUUCGAUUACGAUCCCAAAAUGUGAUCCACUUGUAACUAUACAGCCACUUUUACCGUGCACAUUUUUCAUGUGACGUUUGUACAGACUGUUGAAGAUUUGGAUCUACCUUUUUAUAUUUAUCAAGGUGCUUCUGGACAUUCAAUAUCAUUCUAGAUCAAAUUUACUUCCCUGAAUUAUGUUUUUGUUGUUUAAUUGUCUCUAUGACCUGAUACUCUUUGUGGCAGGUGCUUACUGUUUUGUAUAAUGAAGGAAUUUAAUGUUCUGAAGUACUCCAAUUAAUAAUUCAUGCAAAUGUUUCCCAUAUCAACAUUGUUUUUGCAUAGCCUAUUUAUGAUUGCUAAAUGAAUAAUAAAACUUUCAUUGUUAA